Molecule: messenger RNA, 1861 nt
Organism: Poecilia latipinna (sailfin molly)
Lineage: Eukaryota; Metazoa; Chordata; Actinopteri; Cyprinodontiformes; Poeciliidae
Product: RNA-binding protein 25-like
Exons: 8
Coding region: 125-1318 (397 amino acids)
Biological process (GO): regulation of alternative mRNA splicing, via spliceosome
Cellular component (GO): spliceosomal complex
Molecular function (GO): mRNA binding
Source: RefSeq, a predicted model, not a curated record
UCUUGUGUCUGUAUUUAACCCUAAUUGUUUGUUGUAGCGUCUGAAAAACUGGGAGCUGAGGGAGCGGAAAAAGGCUCGGGAUUAUGCCAAGGAGUCGGAAAGAGAAGAUGAGCGCAGACGAGAAAUGGUAAAAGAAGGCAAACGACUGAAGGAGUUUCUUGAAGACUACGAUGAUGACAGAGAUGACCCCAAAUACUACAGGGGGAGUGCGCUGCAGAAGCGUCUCAGAGACAGAGAGAAGGAGAUGGAGGCGGACGAGCGUGACAGGAAGAGAGAGAAGGAGGAGCUGGAGGAGAUCAGACAGAGGCUGUUGGACGAGGGACAUCCAGACCCGGACGCAGAGCUGCGCAGGAUGGAAGAAGAGGAGGAGGAGCGUCUGAGGCAGCCCCCCAUCAUCCAAGAGCCCGAACCCGAGGAGCAGCGUGAACGCCACAGAGGGUCCAGAGACCACAGGGAACGUAGACAAGAGCCGGAAAAGGCUAAACCCAGCGCACAGCCUCAUCCUCAUCCGCAUCCUCAUCACUCUGACCAGGAGGUAGAGGAAGGCGAGGAGGAAGAUUAUGACAAUGAUGAAGACAACGUUGAAGCAAAACCACAGCUGAAGCCCAUGAUGCGGCCCAUCACAGCCGCUCCUUCGGUAUCGUCGGCGAGCGGCAAUGUGUCUCCCAACACCCCCGGAGAGGAGUCGCCGUGUGGCAUCAUCAUCCCGCACGAAAACUCACCGCCAGACGCUCUGCCGCAGGACGAGAACCGGCCCAAGAUUGGCCUCAGCCUAAAACUGGGUGCUACUGGGAGCCCCAGCCAGCAUAAUGCCAUCAAGAGGAAGAAGCUUCCAGUGGACAGCGUCUUCAACAAGUUCGACGAUGAGGAGGCAGAUGAACAGCCACGCAAGCGGAAGCUGGUGCCCCUGGAUUACGACGACGACAAGAGCCUGGGCGUCGACGGCGCCGGACUGUCCAGCAUAAAAGGAGCAAACACCGAGGAGAAACGCAAGCACAUCAAGAGUCUGAUAGAGAAGAUACCGACAGCCAAACCAGAACUGUUCUCCUACCCUCUGGACUGGUCCAUGGUUGACACGACGUUAAUGGAGCGACGUGUUCGACCGUGGAUCAAUAAAAAAAUCAUUGAAUACAUCGGUGAGGAAGAGCCGACAUUAGUGGACUUUGUGUGCUCAAAGGUGAUGGCUCACAGUAUGCCCCAAAGCAUCUUGGAUGAUGUUGCCAUGGUGCUUGAUGAAGAGGCUGAAGUCUUCAUCGUGAAAAUGUGGCGGUUGCUCAUUUAUGAAACUGAAGCAAAGAAAAUUGGACUGGUGAAGUAAGAAACAACCACUGAAUGAAGAUAUUUCCUCCCCAAACUGUUUAUACAAGUGUUGUGAAAUCGUGUCAUUCAGAACAAACUGCAACAUUGACAAGAAAUGUUUGUUUUUCCCUGUAAAACACACUCGGGCUCCGUGCAGGUGCUGACGUCCAUGUUGCUUCUGUAUAUAUAGAAUCAUUUGGCUGUAAUGAAAGACUCCAUAGAGUCGAGUCCUACACGGUCUCCAUUGGUCCUGUGCUUUUACUUCCACACAUGCAGUUAAGCUACAAUUUUCCAAUUUUAAGUUGAGGACAAUGGCUUGUUUGCAUACCUGGACUUUGAUGUAUGCGUUCUUCAAAGAGUGCACUUUUUUUUUUUUUUUUUUUUUACAGGGGUGUAUUUAUUUGGAGAUUGAUGCAACUUGAGCCUUUUUCUGUUUUACCACAUUCCUGAUAAUUAGAUCCGUCUUUCUCAACAAACCACCUCAGCAGGACAGAAUUAUGGGUGGCAACAAUCUUGAGGAAAAAGCACAUGUCACAACCACUAUAAGAAAUGGAGCUAAGAA